Talaromyces rugulosus is the source of this 1284-nucleotide messenger RNA. RefSeq lists its product as uncharacterized. The transcript is spliced from 3 exons. The record is from RefSeq and is a predicted model, not a curated record. Gene Ontology annotation, biological process: glucan catabolic process. Gene Ontology annotation, molecular function: glucan exo-1,3-beta-glucosidase activity. Lineage: Eukaryota; Fungi; Ascomycota; Eurotiomycetes; Eurotiales; Trichocomaceae. Bases 1 to 1284 code for a protein of 427 amino acids. Gene Ontology annotation, cellular component: cell surface; extracellular region.
AUGAUCUUCUCAAAGAUCCAGAAGCCGGCCCUGGCGGCCCUUGCCUGUCUUUUGGCUGUAGCCCAGGCUGUACCUACAACCCGUGUUGAGCCGCGGAGUCUCUCAUUUGAUUACAACAACUACAAGGUGCGAGGCGUCAACCUCGGAGGAUGGCUGGUCCUCGAGCCCUGGAUUACACCGUCGUUGUUCGAGAGAGGAGGCGACACCGCCGUCGACGAAUACACCCUCACCCAGUGUCUGGGCAAAGACGCCGCCCACAGCCUGCUCUCCCAGCAUUGGAACAGCUUCAUCACCGCCGGGGAUUUUCAGCAAAUCAGUGCUGCUGGUAUGAACCACGUUCGUAUCCCCGUCGGCUACUGGGCUGUCUCGCCUCAGCCCGGUGACCCGUAUGUCUCGGGCCAGCUGGACAUCUUGGACCAAGCUAUUGACUGGGCUAGAGCAGCCAACCUCAAGGUCAUUGUGGAUUUGCACGGUGCUCCCGGAUCUCAAAAUGGAUUUGACAACAGUGGACGUCGAGGCACCAUUAACUGGGACAAAGACCGUUCACACGUGAACGCCACAUUGGAUGUCCUCAGCUCCCUUAUUAAGCGCUAUGCUCCGCACUCGGAUGUCGUCACGGCAGUGGAGGCGCUCAACGAGCCCAUGACCGUGAUGGGAGACUCUGGCGUCGACUUGAACAACUUGAAGCAGUUCUACUAUGACACAUGGGGCCGAGUGCGUGAGGUAAACCAAGACACUGUCCUCACUUUGCACGACGGUUUUCAGGAUAUCGAUUCCUGGAACGGCUUCAUGGGACAGAACUCGGGAGUCUGGAACGUCAUGAUGGACACCCACCAUUACGAAGUCUUUGACAAUGGACUUCUUGCCGACAACAUCGACCAACACGUCCAGGCCGCUUGCACCUUUGGCAAAAACAAGGUCGGCCCCACCGACAAAUGGACAAUCGUUGGCGAAUGGACCGGUGCCAUGACCGACUGUGCCAAAUACCUCAACGGCCGUGGCGUCGGCGCUCGAUGGGAUGGCAGUUAUGGACAAGGAAGCUCUACCCACGGCAGCUGCAGUGGAUAUGCCCAUGGCGAAGUCACCGCCCUGCCAGGCAGCGUCCGCUCCGACAUCCGUCGCUUCAUCGAAGCGCAGCUGGAUGCGUACGAGUCGCGAUCCGGUUGGGUGUAUUGGACUUGGACUACUGAGGGUGCGCCUGAGUGGGAUAUGAAGCGGCAGCUGGCAGCCAAUGUCUUCCCCAACCCGGUCACCGCACGACAAUAUCCUGGACAGUGUAAUUAG